GUGACGGUGAAAGAGAGAGACUUGGGAACUCUGAGCGCAACCAAGCUCCUUACAAUCCACCAAACCAAACCUUCCUUCCUCAACACCUUCUUUGGAGGGUUUCCUGCUGUUUUCUUCUUCAGUUUAGAUCAAGUUUGAGCUAAAAUACCACCAAGACAACGGACUGCGGAGGUAGCCUUCCUUGAGGGAAUCUCAUUUUCUGGUCAGGUCUUCUUGGAAAUGAAAAAUGUAGGACUGUGUCUCGACUGCAAGUUCUAUGUGCUCUGCUCUGUGUUUUUCAGCUUAACUUUGUUUUGAUCCAUAGAUUUCCUUUUGUCUAAACCCUUUCUGAAUUCUCAGAAUUUUUUUUUUCUCUAAAUCAUUACUGCCUUUUGUACCCAGGUGGGGUAAACUUCUUAUUUUAUAGAAAAAAAAGAAAAGAAAAAAAAGAAAGAGGAGAAUGAAAGGAAAUUACCUUCAGUGAUCACUUUGUGAAACUAUCAUUUUCUUCAUGUUGAUUUAUUCCCGUUGUGUUCCUAACUUUAUGCAGUGCUUCACCCUUUGAUGAGUUUGUGUGCUUCACCAUUUUUAUUAUAUGAAGGGAUCCUCCUGGUCGGUUCAGUGUCUUUCUUUUCUUUUUGCCCUUUUCCUCUUCAAAUUAACAAACGAAAUUUGAGGAAGAAAAGUCUCAGAUUUUUUCUGGAUGUCAUGGAAAGUGAAGGAGUUUUGGCUUAAAUUUUACAGCAGAAAGUUGAAACAAGAGGUGGCGUGGGUCAGGUGGGUUUUUGAGGUAGAGAUUAUAUAGUUUGCCACUUUGCCCUUUAACCACUUUCUGAGAAAGAGAAUAUAAAAGACAAUGCAGACAUCGAAAGCAAGCAGAACCUCUUUGGAAGUGCCUCAGAAGAAAUCUCCUGGAACCCCUCGAACUGCUCGCCAAUUGAAGUCACCAAAAAAUGAUUCUGAUGCAGUUUCGUCUCCAAGUCCUCCUAGUAAGACAUCAAAAGAUCAAAGUCCUAAGGUUGUUGAACGCAGAUCCCCAAGCUCAGCAUCAGAGAAGAAGCGCCUAAGUAGAGUGUCUGAAUUGGAAACACAGCUUGCUCAACUUCAAGGGGAUCUAAAGAAGGCAAAGGACCAACUGAAUGCUUCUGAGUCAUGCAAGAGGGAGGCCCAGCAGGAGGCUGAGGAGGCUAAGAAGCAGCUUUCAGCCAUGUCAGCCAAGCUUGAAGAAUCUGAAGAGCAGCUUAUGGAGAUUUCUGCUUCUGAGGAUUCUCGGAUUUUAGAGCUCCGUAAAAUCUCACAAGAUCGAGAUAGAGCAUGGCAAUCUGAACUUGAGGCUGUCCAGAAGCAGCACUUGAUGGAUUCUGCUCACUUAGCUUCGGCCAUGAAUGAAAUACAGAAGCUGAAAGUUCAGAUGGAAAAGGCAUAUGAAUCUGAAGCUGUUCAAGCCAAGCAUGCUGAAUCUGCAUAUGCUGAGAUUCAGAACUUGAGGACAGAACUUUCUGAAACUAUCUCCCUGGUUGAAAAAAUGAAGUCUGAAAUCACUGAUUUCAGAGAAUCUGAAGCCAGAGCUCUUGAUAUUUUGAGUGAAACCCAAAUGCGAUUGGCUACUGAAAGUGCCACUGUGGAAAUGCUGCGUUCUGAAGGUGCCAAAGCCACAGAGGCUUACAAAUCAUUAUCAUUGGAGUUGGAGCAGUCAAAAACUCGAGUUAGAUCAUUGGAAGGACUUGUGAGCAAGCUCCAAGCUGAAAUAGUUGGCAGCAGUGGCAAAACUUCUGAGGACCCCAAAGAUGAUCCUAAGCUAUCACAGCAGAAAGAAGCAAAUGAUGAAAUAACCCAGCUCAAGAGUGAGCUUCACUAUGCAAAACUUGAAGCUAAUCAAUUGAGAUCCUCACUAGAUGCAGCUGAGGUCAGGUACCAAGAAGAAUACGUUCGGAGCACAUUGCAGAUUAGAAGUGCUUAUGAACAAGUUGAACGCAUGAAAACGGAAUCAUGUGAGAGAGAGGCAGGACUGGAGGCUGAACUAAAGAAAACCAAAGCUUUUGUAGAAGAGUUGAGCGCAAACCUAAUGGAUAAGGAAACUGAGCUGCAGGGUAUUUCGGAGGAAAAUGAGGGGCUAAAUUUGAAAAUGGAGAAAAACCAACUCUAUGAAAGAGAAUCUAAACUUCAGAAGGAGCUGAUGGAGCUAGAGGCAAACUUGGCAGAAUUGAAAGUGAAUUUAUCACAUAAGGAGACAGAACUGAAGAGUGUAACGGAGCAAAAUGAAAAGCUCAAGAUGGAAAUCGAAAAGAAGGAAAUGGAGAAUGGUAAAGUCAAUGAUGAGGCCACUGCAUUAGCAGAAGCAGGAAAGGCUGCAGAGCAAGAAGCUUUAAUGAAACUUGGCCAUUUGACUGAGGAGGCUGACAAGAGUAGCAGAAGAGCUGCACGAGUGACUGAAGAGCUUGAUGCUGCUCAGGCAGCAAAUACAGAAUUGGAGACUGAGUUGAGAAGACUAAAGGUGCAAGCAGACCAGUGGAGAAAGGCUGCCGAGGCAGCUGCUGCUAUACUUUCUACAGGAAACAAUGGUAAAUAUGCAGAGAGAACUGUGUCUCUUGACAGCAACUGCAGCCCCAUAACUGGCAACGUAGGUUCACCUUGCUCAGAAGACAUGGACGAUGACUCACCCAAGAAGAAGAAUGGCAACAUGUUGAAAAAGAUAGGUGUGUUAUGGAAGAAGGGCCAGAAAUAGAUGGUAAAUUCAGUAGGUUGCAUCAAUUCCCUCUCAAAAAUAAUACUUCUGAUGGUUUUUCAUUCCAAGUAACUCUCCAUCCUAUUCUUGUACUGUUUAAAAUGGAAUUUGUGUGGGAGGAUUGCCUGGCUAAUGUGUUCCUACAGCAUCUUGUAAUCUUGUAUGAGUACAAAAAUUAUCAUUUCUGUUUCUAUAUAUAUGCCCUUGUGAUCUUAAUAAUCUUUGUAGCUAUCA
Rubroshorea leprosula is the source of this 2938-nucleotide messenger RNA. The record is from the annotation of a GenBank genome assembly. NCBI's taxonomy places the organism in Eukaryota, Viridiplantae, Streptophyta, Magnoliopsida, Malvales, Dipterocarpaceae.